AUGAGUGAUUUACCAAUUGACUUCACGGAAUUGGUGGAUUUGACGUCGAUUGGUAUUUCCCCUCAGUCUCUCGACUUCAGAUCGACUACUUUCGAAAGCGAUCGGUUUGUCACCGUCAGAGAAACCAACAAUGGCGCCAAUUCGGUGGCGAUAGUCGACCUUCAGAAUGGAAACCAGGUAAACCGCAAAAACAUGGGGGGAGACUCCGCGAUUAUGCACCCCUCGCAAAAUGUCAUUUCCGUUAGAGCCCAGGGCACCGUGGUGCAGAUUUUCAACCUCGAUACUAAAUCCAAGCUCAAAUCUUUCACACUGGCAGAGCCAGUACUGUUCUGGAAGUGGCUAAGCGACGACACUUUGGGUUUCGUAACAGCCAACUCUCUCUUUGUCUCCAACGUUUUCGACGGGGACACGUCCAGACAGCCCACCAAGCUGACCCAGAGACACUCCAACCUCAAAAAUGCUCAGAUCAUCAAUUUCGUGGCUAACGCCCAACUCAACUGGUUUGCAGUAGUUGGAAUUAUACAGGAGAAUGGCCGCAUUGCCGGAAAAAUCCAACUUUUCUCUAAAGCUCGUGGUAUUUCUCAGGCCAUCGAGGGCCACGUUGCCACAUUCUCCAACAUACUGCUGGAGGGAAACUCCUCUCCUGUUCAAGUUUUCGUUACCGGUAAUAAGACGGCUUCGGGUACCGGAGAGCUGCGGAUUAUUGAAAUUGACCACGACGCUUCCAAUCCGGUCGCUUACCAGAAGAAAAAUGUCGACAUUUUUUUUCCUCCCGACGCUGUAAAUGAUUUUCCUAUAUCCGUACAAGUUUCGGAAAAGUAUGGUGUUGUCUACGUAUUGACGAAGCAUGGUUUUAUCCACUUAUAUGAACUUGAGACCGGUGCAAACCUUUUUGUCAAUCGUAUUACCGUUGAGCCUGUUUUCACAGCCUCUACGUAUAAUGGGAAAAAUGGUAUUGCCUGCAUCAACCGCAAAGGUCAAGUGUUGGCUGUUGAAAUCUCUAAAGAUCAAAUCGUUCCUUAUGUUUUGAACAAGCUGUCUAAUGUUUCGCUAGCUCUGACGAUGGCAUCAAGAGGUGGCUUGCCAGGCGCUGAUGAUUUAUUUAUGAAACAGUUUGAUUCCUUGCUCGCCACGGGAGACUACCAAAAUGCUGCCAAAGUUGCAGCAUCAUCCCAACAGUUGCGCACUCAGACGACAAUCAACAGGUUGAAGAACAUUCAAGCCGCCCCCGGUGCCAUAUCUCCAAUCUUAUUGUAUUUUUCAACUCUGCUGGAUAAGGGUAGGUUGAACAAAUACGAGACCAUAGAACUGGCGAGACCUGUUCUACAACAAGAUCGUAAGCAAUUAUUUGAGAAGUGGCUCAAAGAAGACAAACUCGAAUGUUCUGAGGAGUUGGGUGAUGUGGUAAAGGGAUUUGACACGACGCUAGCUUUAGCAUGUUAUCUAAGGGCAGAGGCUCACCCAAAAGCUAUCUCCUGCUUGGCUGAACUUCAACAAUUUGACAAGAUUUUGCCAUACGCUCAAAAGGUGGGUUAUCAACCCAACUACGUCGUUUUGAUCUCCAACCUGCUUAGAUCUUCACCCGAUAAGGCUUCAGAGUUCGCGAUUAGUCUCCUCCAGUCGCCCGAAACCUCCUCUGAACUGGACGUUGAGAAGAUUGCCGAUAUCUUUUUUACUCAAAACUUCAUCCAGCAAGGUACCUCUUUCCUAUUAGAUGCUUUGAAAGGCGACACGCCUGACCAGGGCCACCUACAAACCCGCGUCUUGGAGGUCAAUCUGCUUCAUGCUCCUCAAGUAGCAGAUGCUAUCAUGGGAAAUAAUAUUUUCAGCCAUUAUGAUAAGCCCACCAUAGCCUCCCUUGCCGAAAAGGCCGGCUUGUAUCAAAGAGCUCUUGAGAAUUACACAGAUAUCAAGGACAUUAAGCGCAGUAUUGUGCAUUCCAGCACAAUUCCGGCCGAUUGGCUUGUGAAUUAUUUCGGCAAGCUCAACGUCGAACAAAGUGUGUCUUGUUUGAGAACGCUUCUAGAUAACAAUCUACAGGGAAACUUGCCAAUUGUUAUCCAAGUUGCUACCAAGUACUCAGACCUCAUUGGAUCUAGUGUGCUAAUCAAAUUGUUCGAAGAAUAUAGAGCAACAGAGGGCCUUUACUACUAUUUGGCGUCACUUGUCAACCUCACAGAAGACAAGGAUGUGGUUUUUAAAUUUAUCCAAGCUGCAGCAAAGGCUGGUCAGUACAAAGAAGUGGAGAGAAUUGUUAAGAGCAACAACGUUUAUGAUCCAGAAAGAGUCAAAAACUUGUUAAAGGAUUUGAGACUACCUGACCAAAUGCCACUGGUCAUAGUUGCCGACCGCUUCGGGUACAUUCACGAUUUGGUGCUAUACUUAUACAAAGCACAGGACUUCAAAUUUAUUGAGGUGUACGUUCAGCAGGUAAAUCCAACUAGGACCCCUCAAGUAGUGGCUGCUUUGUUGGAUGUUGAUUGUGAUGAGAAAAUUAUUCAAAAUCUACUUGGAACGGUUUUGGGUCAAGUCCCUAUUGGUGAGUUGACUACAGAAGUUGAGAAAAGAAACAGACUCAAGAUUUUACUACCCUUCUUGGAGGAAACUCUGCGCCAAGGCACCCAGGACCAGGCCGUUUACAAUACGCUCGCCAAAAUUUAUAUUGAUUCUAACAACUCCCCAGAAACUUUCUUGAAAGAAAACAACCAGUAUGAUACACUAGAUGUUGGCCACUACUGUGAAAAGAGAGAUCCUUAUUUGGCUUAUAUCGCGUAUGAAAAGGGAGCAAACGACGAUGAUUUGAUCAGAAUUACGAAUGAAAAUAGCAUGUACAAAUACCAGGCCAGAUAUUUGUUGAAGCGCUCAGACCUCAACUUGUGGGGAACAGUUUUAGGUGACGAAAACAUGCAUAGACGUCAGUUAAUUGAUGCAGUGGUGGGGUCCGGUAUCGGCGAGUUGACGGACCCUGAACCGGUAUCUUUGACUGUGCAAGCGUUUAUGAGCAACAAUCUCAAAGGCGAAUUAAUUAAGCUUCUCGAGAAAAUUAUCCUCGAACCUUCUCCGUUUAAUGAUAAUUCAGCUCUACAGGGACUCUUAAUGCUUUCCGCUAUCAGGUAUGAACCAUCUAAAGUUUCGUCGUACAUUGAAAAACUAGACCAAUAUGACGUGGACGAAAUCUCUCCCAUGUGUAUUGAGAAUGGGCUGAAUGAAGAGGCGUUUGAGAUUUACAACAGGAACGAAAGAUUCGAUAAGGCACUCCAAGUAUUGGUUGAAGACAUCAUGUCUCUAGAUCGUGCCGAAAGCUAUGUUGACAAAAUCAACACUCCAGAACUAUGGUCUCAUCUUGGUGCUGCCCAGUUGGUAGGGCUGAGAAUUCCAGAAGCCAUUGACUCCUACAUCAAAGCUAACGAUCCUUCUGCGUACGAGAAUGUCAUCGACGUCGCGGAGCAAGCUGAGAAAUACAAGGAGCUUGUUCCUUACUUGUUGAUGGCUCGGGCUUCUUUGAAAGAGUCGAAAAUUGAUAAUGCCUUGAUUCUAGCUUAUGCUGAAUUGGACAAACUACAUGAAAUCGACAAUUUGCUCAGUAGUUCUACAGCCGCCAAUUUAGACUCAGUUGGGGGUACACUCUUCGAAAAGAAAAGUUACAAGGCGGCAAAGCUUUGUUUUGCGGCAGUUUCAAACUAUUCCAAGUUGGCAACUACGCUUGUUUAUCUAGGUGAUUUUCAAACUGCAGUUGAUACCGCUAGAAAGGCUUCUAAUGUUAGGGUUUGGAGAGAGGUAAGCGAUGCAUGUGUGGACAGCAAGGAGUUCAGGCUAGCGCAAAUCUGUGGAUUAAACCUAAUUGUACAUGCCGAAGAAUUAGAAGAGCUUGUGGAAAAGUACGAAUCACAUGGAUAUUUCGAAGAGCUGAUCUCGCUCUUUGAAGCUGGACUGGGUCUAGAAAGGGCUCAUAUGGGUAUGUUCACCGAGCUUGCCAUUUUGUACACCAAGUACGAUUCCAAGAAAACCUAUGAGCAUCUCAAACUUUUCUGGUCGAGAAUCAACAUUCCCAAAGUUAUUAGAGCUGUUGAGGCUGCUCAUUUGUGGACGGAACUUAUCUUCCUUUAUGCGCAUUAUGACGAAUGGGAUAACGCGGCGUUGACAAUGAUUGAAAAGACUGCGGAUGAUUUCGAUCACUCUUAUUUCAAAGAAAUUGUGGUCAAAGUUUCGAACUUAGAAAUUUAUUACAAAUCUAUCAAUUUCUAUGUCAAAGAGCAUCCUUCUCUGCUAAUUGAUUUGAUGACGGUCUUGACAACAAGAUUGGAUAUUCCUAGAACAAUUCGUAUCUUCACGAAGUCUGACAAUUUACCUCUUAUCAAGCCUUUCCUAGUUAACGUUUUACCAACGAAUAAUUCGAUCGUUAACCAGGCGUACCACGAUUUGAUGAUCGAAGAGGAAGAUUAUAAGGCGCUUCAGGAUGCUGUUGAUUCCUAUGACAAGUUCGACCAGCUGGAACUCGCAUCUCGCCUAGAAAAGCAUGAUCUCAUUUUUUUCAAAAAGAUCGCGGCACAGCUUUACGCCAGGAACAAAAAAUGGAGCAAGAGUUUGAUGAUUUACAAGGAGGAGAAGCUCUGGGCCGAAGCUAUUAGAACGGCGGCCCUUUCGCAAAGCGCGGAUGUAGCAGAGGAGCUUCUGGUGUAUUUUGUGGAAACCGAAAAUAGAGAAGCUUUUGUGGCUUUGUUGUACACUGCGUACCAUCUCAUCAACUAUGAUGUGGUCUUGGAGUUGGCAUGGCUACAUUCGUGGGAGCAACUAAUCAAGCCUUACGAAAUCUCUGUUAAAAAAGAACAGCAAUUGGCGGUUAGGAAACUGCUCGAAGACUAUAACAAGAAGGGAGAAGCUGCAGACGCCAGCGAUGCAAACGGGCAGCCACUUUUAUUGACCAACGGCCCAGUCAACUACCAAACAACCGGUCAAGCUUUUGGAAACUUCAUGUGA
This is a messenger RNA of Lachancea dasiensis, 4977 nucleotides long. Lineage: Eukaryota; Fungi; Ascomycota; Saccharomycetes; Saccharomycetales; Saccharomycetaceae. The record is from the annotation of a GenBank genome assembly.